AUGACUUGUGUACGAGUAUCCGAAUUCACUGCCCAGCGCGCCGGUUUUCAAGUGCUCGUGGGUUCAUUUACCGCCCCGGAUGUCAAGAUCGGGGGCGGCGGGGAGAGGGGUGGUGAGGAUGUCAUUCUCCAGCUCGGCAGCUUGUCCAAGCCGCGGCACUUGGUGGUUCUCCACGGCUUGCCUGACUACCUAGUACCUGCUGCGCCAACAUGGCGGACCAGCAACACGACGCAGGCUACCGGCUUCUACCGCAUCUCGGACGACUACGACGCCAACGAGCAGUGGAUCGGCAGCUUCACCAAGAACGCGCAGGUCACCAUGGACGCCGUAAGGGCAGACAGCGAGCAGAGGCGACUCGGCCGCGGCGAGGUGAUGCUCUACGGCGACGUGACGCAGUGGCUCAAGAGCGCCGAGGCGGGCGCGGACCCGCUGGUGGUUCCGUGGGCGGCGCACAUGAUGGUGAGGAAGGAGGAUGGCGCGUGGAAGCUCGCCCAGUAUCGUGUCUGGCUGUAG
Molecule: messenger RNA, 513 nt
Organism: Purpureocillium takamizusanense
Lineage: Eukaryota; Fungi; Ascomycota; Sordariomycetes; Hypocreales; Ophiocordycipitaceae
Exons: 3
Coding region: 1-513 (170 amino acids)
Source: RefSeq, a predicted model, not a curated record